Molecule: messenger RNA, 735 nt
Organism: Durusdinium trenchii
Lineage: Eukaryota; Dinophyceae; Suessiales; Symbiodiniaceae
Source: the annotation of a GenBank genome assembly
AUGGGCAGCAGCUUGUCCUCAGAGAGUGCUUUGGUGCUGUGCUCCAGUGGCCGUUGCUCCCACAGCUUCCCCUUGCGCCUCAGCGCGGACGCGGCGCGCGCCUGCAGUGCAGCGGCCAUGGGCGGAGCAUUGAGCUGCCAGGUGGAGGGCUAUACUACAAAGCUCACCAAGGAGGCGGGAGUGGCCUCCCUGCGUUUGCAGCUCCUCUCGCCACGCCCCCGCACGCUGCUGCUGCCCUCCUGUGCGGCGCUCGCACUACGAGCAGCGAAUCAAAUGGGCUUUCUGGCCGGGAUUGGGGCCUUGGUGGCUGCUGAAGAGGAGGGUGGCACCCUGUUGGAGGCAGUCGUCUUCGGGCGGCCCAACGAAGCCUUUCUGGAGCUGAUGCCGCUGGAGGAAAGCACACUACAGGAGCUCUAUCCCUUGGGCAGCACUGCUGACCUGCGGCUCCUGCGGUCCAUGCGCUUCGAGCACUACGGGGGCCACGCCGAGCGUUUACCCGACGGCUCCGCCGAUGGGUCCAGCGCCGGCGGAGACGAGGCCGCCAGCGAAGCGUUGCCGCAACGGUCGGUGAAGGCGGAGUGGCUGGUGGAACGGCUGCUCUCGUUGGCCUCCACCGUGGAGGUGCAAUUCUCGGCGCCCCACGUGGGUGGCGAGGCCUCCUACGAGGAGCAUCUGAAUGCCGAACAGGUGCAAACCUGGCUGGCCUCGGCGGGCUUGCGGGCUGAGCUGCGGUGA